CAUUUCUAAUUCUUCAUUCUCCCCAACGAAUGAAUAAUGACCAUAACCAGCACCUUCCCUUCCUCCCUCAAAAAUUCUCUCUCUCUCCCUCUCUCUCUCUCUGGAAAUUGGGUUUGGGACAGAAACCGACCGCAACGCUAGGAAGCAAUGGCCUUCCAAUUCCUCUUCAACCGAAGAGAUAAGGAGGUCGAUCAACAGAUAAUGAGCAGCUCGGAAGAGGACGAAGCUGCUGCCUCCGAAGAACCCAAGGACGAACGUACGCCUCUCUGCGCCGUGGCCGUCGCCUUUCAGGAUCUCUCCGAAUUUGUUAAUUCUAUUGGCAUUGCUUCCUUCUCCUCCGGCCAGGGCCACCUCCCUUUGAAGUCCUUCUGCGACGCCUGCUCCCUCGCCUCCGUCCUCUUCGGCUGCCUCGGCAUCGCCUUCAAAUUCGCCGAAUUGGAAUACUGCUCCAAGGUACGCAAUCUUGUGGAAGCAUCAGAUAAAUAUGGCACUUUAAAUGAGAUACUCGAAGUUGAUGUUGGAAAUAACACAGUGAGAACAGCAGGAAGCCUCUCACGUAAUUUGCGCAGAGUCAGGCAGGGCCUUGACCUCAUUAGAGCAUUAUUUGAAAAUUUUUUGUCCUCAGACUAUGGCUCUUUAAAAGAAGCAGCAUCAACAGCUUAUGCACAAGUUUUUGCACCAUACCAUACUUGGGCAAUUAGGACAGCAGUUUAUGCUGGAAUGUGUGCUCUCCCAACAAGGGAACAACUUCUGCUGAACCUAAAUGAAACCGAUGAAUCAGCAGAGAGGGAAAUGAGAAAGUAUAUAAAAGCUUCACUCCCAGUUAUAGAGUACAUAGAUAAGCUGUAUAUUUCAAAGAAUAUCAGCUUGGAUUGGUAACUUGUUACCUGUUCUGGGAGGGUUUGGAGAAGAUGCAGCUCUCUUUUUCUUUAAGAAACAAGUCUGCAUUGUUGCCAUGAGUCUCUCAAAGCUAAUGCACUUGGGGAUCGCCGACUCCAUGUUGUCAGUGAACUUUGCCCCAGUUGUACUGAAAGCAGUCUUAGCAGCAGUAUAUAUAUAUAUAUAUAGAGAGAGAGAGAGAGAGAGAGAUGUCACUAGCUGGUAGGAAAUAUCAUCUGUAGCUAAAAAUUUCAGGCAAUUCUCCCCUUCCUUUUUUGUUUUAUUUAACCAUUCCAUUCGUUUGAUUGUAUAUGAAUCAUUAGCGCCAGAGAUACGAGUUUCUGUGUACAAUGGAUUCUUGUGUAUGGAUGUAUGUAUAGUCUACCUCGUUGAAUGUGUUGUUUG
Messenger RNA from Diospyros lotus (date-plum), 1284 nucleotides. RefSeq names its product ACD11 homolog protein. Gene Ontology annotation, cellular component: cytosol; membrane; cytoplasm. The record is from RefSeq and is a predicted model, not a curated record. NCBI's taxonomy places the organism in Eukaryota, Viridiplantae, Streptophyta, Magnoliopsida, Ericales, Ebenaceae. Gene Ontology annotation, molecular function: ceramide 1-phosphate binding; ceramide 1-phosphate transfer activity. The transcript is spliced from 5 exons. Gene Ontology annotation, biological process: intermembrane lipid transfer; ceramide transport. The coding region runs from base 148 to 879 and encodes 243 amino acids.